AAGUUGUCUACACUCUACAGUGGACUAGCCCUAGGCUUCAGAGAUUUUGGGCCAUUAACUACAGUAUUUUAGUAUGCUUUUUUUGGGGGUAAAUCUAUUGUCCAUAGACUCCAUCUUUCAAAUCCCGCCAAAAAGGUGUGAACUUUUUCUAUCGCUCUGAUCAUCAUUUUACUUUCCAUUCGCACUUUGAAGUAGAGACCUAAGACUCCAUCAGAAAGGUGGUUCGGUGAAGUGAGUUCCUGAACCAGCAAUGGAGAAUGAAAAGGAUGCCUUUUACGUUGUCCGUAAGGGAGAUGUUGUUGGCGUGUACACAAGUUUAAAAGACUGCCAAGCUGAACUUGGAUCUUCUGCAGGUAAUCCUUCUGUAAGUGUGUUCAAAGGGUAUUGCUUGCCAAAGGAAGCUGAGGAGUACCUUGUCUCACAUGGGCUGAAGGGUGCAACUUAUUCUAUAAGCGCGACUGAUGUGCAAAACUGUUUUUCUCGGCAACUUGUUGCUUGCCCGUUUCAGGAUGUCGUUGGUUCAACUUCAUCUGUAGCAAAUACUCAGGGCAAGUGUGUCAAAUUAGACAACCACGUUGAAGUUCCAGCAAUUUCAUCUAGUUGUCUGUCCUGUAGUCUUGAGUUUGAUGGUGCUUCAAAGGGAAACCCGGGAUUAGCUGGUGCAGGGGCUGUGAUACGUGCUGAUGAUGGAAGUCUGGUUUAUCGAUUGCGUGAAGGUGUGGGCAUUGCAACCUGUAAUGUUGCAGAAUACCGAGCUGUGAUUUUAGGAUUGAAGUAUGCUCUUAAGAAAGGAUUUAAACACAUUCGUGUCCAGGGCGACUCCAAACUUGUUUGUAUGCAGAUUCAGGGUCUGUGGAAAACCAAAAACCAGAAUAUGGCUGACCUGUGUAAGAUAGCCAAGGAGUUCAAAGAUAAGUUUAUGUCCUUCCAGAUCAAACAUGUUGAAAGGGAUUUUAACUCUGACGCUGAUGCUCAAGCAAACCUUGCUAUAUUUCUCAAGGAUGGUGAGGUUCACGAGGAACAUGACAAGAUUCGCAGAAAAAUUCAGUGUUUUUGAUCCCGCCAGCUUAACCUUUUCCGGUUUGUGGAAAACCGGUGCAAUGCAUGUUUGUGGACUUGUUAUCAUUCAGACACUACCUUUUGGGGUUCUUGAAACAGGUGUCCUAAAUUAUGUAUAUAUGCGCAAAAUGUGUAAAGGAAAACGAAGGCAUUAGAGCUAGAACUCUUGUGAUGAUCUAUCAUGAUAUUUUGUAGAACACUUGGUACCUUAGAAGGGUUUCUUUAGUAUGGCCGUCACUGUUGCUCUAUUAACCUAAAAUGUUGUUUUGAUUAAGGUGUCAAUCAUUUUAUGGUUCCAAUUAUUGAGUAGAUAU
This is a messenger RNA of Cornus florida, 1373 nucleotides long. RefSeq lists its product as uncharacterized. Lineage: Eukaryota; Viridiplantae; Streptophyta; Magnoliopsida; Cornales; Cornaceae. The transcript has 9 exons. The record is from RefSeq and is a predicted model, not a curated record. The coding region runs from base 251 to 1057 and encodes 268 amino acids. Gene Ontology annotation, molecular function: nucleic acid binding; RNA-DNA hybrid ribonuclease activity.